AGUAUCGAGCUCGGUAGAAGGCAAGAACCGAAGCAGUUUGAGCCCCGACGAGAUAGAAGAAGCGCUGGUUUUACUGCUUCACAAAAACUAUAUUGAGUUCGCCAAAAAACUAUGCUCCGGAAGUACCACACCACACAAAAUCAAGGAGCAGGCAUUUAGAAACAUAGUCAGUGAUACCAUCGGUUUCACUACGAAAGAGGACCAAUGGAAUCAAUUCAAGAGACACAUACCAUAUGCUGAACCACAAGUUAUUGAUUACGAGCAAUUCCUCACUCUUUUCAACUAUCCGUAA
Dicrocoelium dendriticum is the source of this 292-nucleotide messenger RNA. NCBI's taxonomy places the organism in Eukaryota, Metazoa, Platyhelminthes, Trematoda, Plagiorchiida, Dicrocoeliidae. The record is from the annotation of a GenBank genome assembly.